Messenger RNA from Fonsecaea erecta, 516 nucleotides. RefSeq names its product protein translocase SEC61 complex gamma subunit, archaeal and eukaryotic. NCBI's taxonomy places the organism in Eukaryota, Fungi, Ascomycota, Eurotiomycetes, Chaetothyriales, Herpotrichiellaceae. Gene Ontology annotation, biological process: protein targeting; post-translational protein targeting to membrane, translocation. The coding region runs from base 1 to 516 and encodes 171 amino acids. Gene Ontology annotation, cellular component: Ssh1 translocon complex; membrane. The transcript has a single exon. Gene Ontology annotation, molecular function: transmembrane protein transporter activity. The record is from RefSeq and is a predicted model, not a curated record.
AUGUCUGAUAUACUCCAAGAGAUCGCCGACGUGCCUAAGGAGUUCUUCAAGGACGGAACGCAGUUUAUCAACAGAUGUACAAAGCGUACGUUCCUCUCAUCCGUUCUCCUAUCUCGUGAUUCCAUGACGCAGGAGCAGGAGCAGGAGCAGCAGGUGCAUGGCGGAGUUGUGACGCACAGCAAAGCAGAGCGCCAUUUUGCCUGUCCUGUAUCUCUCCUCCGCCGGCGCUCCUCUCAACUGCGCUUCAUUGUCCACACAGCGGCGGCUGUGCUCGAAAACUUGCUCUCAAACCGACCACCCAUACUAACUCCAUUUUUGGUUGGAACAAAAACAGCCGAUCGCAGGGAAUUCAUCAAGAUCUCGCAAGCCGUGGGCAUGGGAUUCCUGAUCAUGGGCGCCAUCGGAUAUUUCAUCAAGCUGAGUGCGCACUCCCCGACCUUAUCCAUUUUGCGCUCCUUUCCCAUCCCAAUCACGAGACGUGAAAUGAGGAAAACGGCUGCACACACCUAUCAAUAA